Molecule: messenger RNA, 960 nt
Organism: Penicillium riverlandense
Lineage: Eukaryota; Fungi; Ascomycota; Eurotiomycetes; Eurotiales; Aspergillaceae
Exons: 1
Coding region: 1-960 (319 amino acids)
Source: RefSeq, a predicted model, not a curated record
AUGUCCUCCAACAACCCCCCGGAUGACCUCCUCAACGGCAUCUCCGGCGAACUAGCCAAAGAAGCCGUCGAACUGCAAAUCACCCUCGUCGUGUUCAUCGGUCUGUCAUGCUACAACGUCGCCGAGCUGCUAGUCAUGGUCCCCUCGACCUUCCGACGCUGGCGCGGGCUGUACUUCUGGUCACUCCUGGUCUCAGGCUGUAUAGGCGUGGUGCCGUACUCGAUCGGGUUCUUGCUGAAAUUCUUCACACAUAUCGACUCCGUGAUUUCUGUCACGGUGCUCACGAUCGGUUGGUGGACGAUGGUCACCGGGCAGUCGGUGGUGCUGUAUUCGCGACUGCAUCUGGUGCUCCGUGAUGAACGGACUCUGCGACGGGUGCUCCAUCUUAUCAUUGCGAAUUUCUUCUUGCUGUCCAUUCCGACCACCAUCAUGACCUACGGGGCCAAUGUCGUGCAGAAUCGGAUCUGGAUCGAGGGAUACAAUAUCAUGGAGAAGAUCCAGUUAACGGGUUUCACGCUGCAGGAGACGCUUCUGUCGACGCUGUAUGUCAUCGAGACGGUGAAAUUGCUCCGUCUGGGCGCAGACACACGUCGCGAUGCGCGCACUAUCAUGUACCAGCUAUGCGGGAUCAAUGUCCUCAUCAUCACCAUGGAUCUGGUGCUGCUGGGCCUUGAGUACGCCAAUUUCUAUGCCGUCCAAAUCACACUCAAGGGCUUUAUAUAUUCGCUCAAACUCAAGCUCGAGUUCGCCGUGCUGGGUCGGCUGGUCGAAGUCAAUCAGGGCUCGCGACAUCCCGUGUCGAUUGCCAUUGCCGAUACGUUGCCCUUGUGUCCGUUUCAGAAGACGCCAGAUACGCCGGACGCAGAGAUCACGGAGACCACAAAGGGUUUUCCUAUCCCCCCGGGUGAGGAGGCGCGUAUUGUGGAGAGGACGGCGACGUGGGUCACGCCGAGCGAUUGA